UUGACAUCACCUUCGACAGACAUGACCCCGACACCGUCGCCCUCAUCGCUGGCACCAUUGUCGGGGUCGAGAGUAUCCCUCCAAAGGACAGCCGCGACGCGGUGGCUUCGCCCAAGGAGCCACCAGCGCAUCGUCAUUCGACUCCCCGACAUCCGAACGAUUCAUAAGUGCACAGUGCACGUGCACACAUGUCGAUACGAUGCCUCGAUCAUGGAACAGCCAGAAUACGCCAUCUCAACGGAAAUGGUGUUUGCCUGCCGCCAGUACCCCCACAUGGCGUUUCAGUCGUCGUGGACGACGUGGCGGUCCUUUGAUGAGUUCCGCGUGCUGGACUACCAAUUGCGGCAAAUCCCCAUGCACAAAGCCUCCGCCCCCAAAACAACCCCCCUCGACGUCGUCGUCGAGUCGACUGCACCCGCAACUUCCCUGCCUCUGUUUUCAUGGUGGCGAAAGUCCACGCCGACGUCAACCGGAACGAAGGAUGUUGUCGAGCAACAUCCGAUGGUAGCCAUCGCGCCACUACCGCUGCAUCGUCGAAAGCGGUGGCUCUUUCAGCACAAGACCAAGUCUUUCAUGGUCCAGCGCCAAGGGGAAUUGGAAGCGUAUUUGCAAGCCGUGUGCGCCACGUCGUUGCGCUUGCUCCAUUUCCUGGACAUCCACGCACCCCCGUAUAUGCGGUACUUCUGCAACUUUGACGCUGGGUUUGGCACCCAGCUCCACGUGACGGUGUGGAAUCCAUCGUUGGGGGCGGUGGAAAAGGAUAAACUCGACGUGCUUGAGAGCCAUCUCUUGGACGAUGCGAGCCGUGGCAUCCUCCUGUGUUCCACAUACGGUUGCAAAUGCCACUUCCAAUCCCUCGUAGAAGGCCACCGCAACAUGCAAGCGUACUUGACCUCCAAGCAUCUCCAAAUCGUUCCGUGGGACCUGCCAGGCAUCCCCGAGGAUGACGAUAGCAGCUGUGAUGUUCGCACCGCAUACUUGUGCCUUGUCCAAGAACUAUACACCAUUGAAGACAUGGAGCUCGAGCUGGCGUCCCUCGAACGUCUAGACAAAUUGCGCCACAAGGGAGCAAUACACAGGAUGCCAGCGACGGCAGCCGCGGAGAAACUGAGGAGGUACAUGACCAACUACGGUAUUUUACAUGCCGAAGCCAUCGCUUCCCACGUCGGGAUGAAUGUCAUUGAUGUGAAAAAGGCGUUUCACGUUGCCAAGAAGCCGACUCAAGUGCGCGUGGGAGCUUUGGCCCUUCAAACCCUGGCUACGAUGCUGAAUCUCACCAUCAUCCUCGUCACCAACGACCACCGACACACUGUCCGGACUGUGGUGCCAUGGAAAUCGCCGCCGCCACUCGUAGAUGGCCCCCCGCGGCAUCUCAUGUGGAGCUACCUUCUCCCAACGUCCCAGUACAUCCAUGGUCACUACCGCAUUUUACGCUCACUUGCCCCGUUGUCGUCUCAAAUGCAACCAAAGCUGUCGCAACAAGACUGGAUGGUCAUGGACAAACGAUUUGUCCGCUCCAUGGCGCACGUAGUCGAGAACAACGUCAUUACUGUUGUGGAUUCAGAAGACAUGACCGCAGAGGUGCUGCAGCAAGCGAUUUUGGACGCCGUGUGGCUUGCCUGUGAACAAAAUCCUAAACGGUUUCAGCGUUUCCAAUGGACCUCCAAGCAGUACGGCACGUCUCGCAUGCCUGGCGCCACGUUCUUUGCCUUUCUUGAGGAACUCUUUCGACCCACCGGCGCAGCAUACAUCUCCGACUUCCUCGUGCAUGUGCUGCCAUUACCCAAGAAGCGGCAAGCUCUCGUUCGGGCACGAUGGAAUCGCUUCCACUCGGAACUCAUGAUCAAGCGUGCUUCACAGCUCCAUCUUGCCGCUCGGCGGUCCUUGUCGUGUUCGUUCGUCUCAUCCGGUGUAGAUUCAUCGAACGCCUCCACGGCCUCCACGUCUCCAACAGUAGUGUAGUAGUGCUCAAGAACUUAUUUAUGGUCGGUCAGAAGUGUCAAAUGUCCUCAAUUGAGGUGUAUGUUAUCCGGA
Messenger RNA from Aphanomyces astaci, 2034 nucleotides. RefSeq lists its product as hypothetical. The record is from RefSeq and is a predicted model, not a curated record. Gene Ontology annotation, molecular function: phosphatidylinositol binding. The transcript has a single exon. The coding region runs from base 22 to 1962 and encodes 646 amino acids. Lineage: Eukaryota; Oomycota; Saprolegniomycetes; Saprolegniales; Verrucalvaceae.